Molecule: messenger RNA, 2028 nt
Organism: Trichoderma virens Gv29-8
Lineage: Eukaryota; Fungi; Ascomycota; Sordariomycetes; Hypocreales; Hypocreaceae
Exons: 2
Source: RefSeq, a predicted model, not a curated record
AACAACAAUUCCGAUUUUGUCGUGGCCGCCGUAGCUUUGGUGGUGUCUGUCGUGGCUCUGCUAGCCACGUUUAUGCAAGUGUUGCAGCAGUACUAUGCGUCUGCUCAAGGAUAUUCGCAGUGCAAUGAAAAAGUCAUGGGCGGCUGGGCUAAGACUAAGACGAGACAGUUUCGAUUGGACGAACUGCGAUUCGAAGUCCAAUUCGACGUGCCCGUCAUUUUCGUGUCUCCGCCCACGAACCCCAACGGACCCGUGGCAGAUGCGCCCAUCUUUUAUCUCGACGGUACCCAGAAAUCCCAGGACGAUACACACUCGACUUCGACAUUGGAUCUGCGCAAAGAAUACAAGGAAAAGAGCGUAAAGGAAAAGAUUCACACGUCUGACAAUGAAAAGGCUGCCUGGUAUGUGCUGCUCUUUGCCGCCCAGCGCAUGGAGUCCGAAUCGCGAGAGUGGCAGGAGAAGCAAUACAAGGAUUUUGGGCCCCCGGCAAACCUACAUGGCAUUCCACCAAAGCCUCCAACGCUGAUAGAUCACCAUACCCUGACUGUUGCUGUGCAGCGGAAACGCAAGAGCUGGGAUACUAUGCCCCUCAACGUCACCAAACCCUACGCCACCACUACCAUGUGUCACUUGAUUGAAAUGAUGGCUGCGGUCGGUGUGUAUUGGAAAGAAUUUGACCGCAAGCGUGACCGUUACUGGGGAGAAGGCAAUGGCUUCAUGAUCUUGGGCGAGAGACUUAGUGAUCCCGGGCUCAUGUUCUCGUUUCAAGUCAAUGGCCAGUGCACCUUUAAGCGGAAUCGUGUCAUCCCUGUCGACGAGAUCAAGGAGCUGUGUUUUGGUUAUGUGCCAACCAUCUAUCGCGAGAAGUACGAUAAGAGGCGGUUGAAGGGCCCUGGCGAAGAGCAGCGAAACCUCAGCACCCUCUUGAUGGGUAGCGUACGCGAGGUUUCGGAAACUUUGACCUCGAUAGGUUGCAACAAUGUCACGACUCGAAUGUGUUUGGAUCCUGGAACACGAACAUCUCACCUCUUCCCUAUAUCAUUCGAGAUCCUCGGCAUGGUAAGCCGGGUGUUCCAUAUAGAAAACAGCAGUUUCACGUACCUCCCUAAUCCGACGCCGGAUAGCUGGGAUAAUAAGUCGGUCUCCUUACCCAAAAUACUGGAUGCCUUCUAUAUAAAGUCCCAAUUCGACCCCAUGGGAACAAAGCAUCAUUCUAUCGUAAUUGCACGCUACAGGCAACAUAUCGAACAUAUAAGGCAGUAUUUGGAUGAUGAUAAAAGCCUUGAUAGAUGGCUCCUUUUGAGGUCCCUGCAUGCAGCGUUGGACGACACAGAUGAUGUGCUCACUGCGAGGACAAAAUUGGAAAGGCAGACUAGUCACGAUGCUGAAGACGGCUCAGAGAAGCCAUACGACGCAACAUCUAGCGCGGAAAGGCACACGCGUCGGCGGGAAAUUGUUCAAGACGUCUUAAGACACCAUAUCCAGGAGGUGGUCAGACUUCUCAACCAACAGGAAGACCAAAACUCGGAUUCCCUGUCUCUCCAUCCAGAAGCGCCAGCCCCUUCAGAGAGAUCUCGUCCUAGGCCGCCGCUUCAGCGGUUCGAAGACAUGGACGCCGCUGGACCCGAUGAUCGACAAGACAUUUUCAUGGAUGUAUACUUUGAUGUUAUUCGACCCCAUGUAGUGUCGACCGCUUUUCGCACAACGGAUCGAAGAAACAGCCUUGUUGGAGGCCCUCCAAGUAUUCGCUCAAACAACUCUCUUCUCCCUCGCAGCCCUGGGGGUGAAUCCAUGGUCAAGGGCGGAGAGCAUUCGACAAAGGAGGUGGCGUUGCAUUUAGAGGAGCAGCGAGAGGUUUCUAUCGCUGUGGGAAACACUGUGGAGUCAGAAGAAAGUCAUAGCGGUAUCUCGCUCGCUGAGUUGGACGUUACGCAUCAUGACGUGUGGUGCACUCUUGUUUUCCGCAUGGUCUGCUGGCUGAUGCUGCACAACUUUAACAAGAAGGACGUCCAGUUGCCCAAGAGCGAG